AUGAGGGGUAAUUUUCCAACUUCUGUCUGUGGCCAACCAAGGACAAACGUUGUGUUUCUAAAGACUUAUAAGACUGCCAGUACCACAGUCGCAUCCAUACUAGUGCGUUAUGGAAUAAACCGGAAUUUAUCAUUCGUGUUACCGUCCGGCCAUGUCGGAGAUUGGUUUUCAAGAACACAUCGCUUCAACAGUAAAAUGGUGAAAAGCAUGCUCCCACCUCUUCCAGGUACCGGCUACAGUAUGCUAGUUAGCCAUGUGCCGUUCAACAAGACGGCUAUUGCUGAAGUGAUUCCAAAUGCCAUAUAUAUAACGAUUCUGCGACAUCCCGUCGAUGCUUUCGAAUCAAUAUUUGGAUUCUUCCGAAUUCCGCGUUACCUGAACAUCUCAGCCAAUACAAAUCAAGAUCCUCUGGAGGUGUUUCUCUCCAACCCUAAGAAAUACAUCAAACGCGCGAGUGAUCCUUACCAUAAGACAUUAUUAAGAAAUAGGCAAAUAUUUGACGUUGGACUUGACCGUGAUUACAAUGACAACGAUAUAGCUAUAGACACUGUGAUUGAGAGAGCAGCAUCAGAGUUUGAUUUGGUGAUGAUAGCAGAGUAUUUUGACGAAUCUCUUGUUCUGUUAAAGAAGAUCCUAUGCUGGAGUUUUGAUGACAUUAUUUAUAUAAAACAAAAUAAAAGAAGUGAUGUUCUUCGAUUUGGGCUAAACGACUGGAAACGGCAGCGUAUAUUGGAAUUAAAUUCGGCUGAUUAUAAACUCUAUCAACAUUUUAACAGAACGUUGUGGAUUAAGAUCGAAUCGUGCGGUGAUGAAUUUAAUAAUGACUUGGCAAUAUUUCGAAGCAUGCUACAGAAGAUGCAUUCUGAGUGCGUUGACGAUGACAAACACGAGAGUGACAGUAACGACAGGAGAGCUGUCACGUUUCUCAAAGACAGUGCCCCGAGUCAUUGCAAUGUGAUAAAAGGAAAUGACGAUUUUACUGGCAUUAUCGCAAGGCAAAAUAUUAGUUUUACGUCUGCAAAGAAUCAAUAA
Saccoglossus kowalevskii is the source of this 1032-nucleotide messenger RNA. Its product is annotated as galactosylceramide sulfotransferase-like. Gene Ontology annotation, cellular component: membrane. Gene Ontology annotation, biological process: glycolipid biosynthetic process. Gene Ontology annotation, molecular function: galactosylceramide sulfotransferase activity. The record is from RefSeq and is a predicted model, not a curated record. NCBI's taxonomy places the organism in Eukaryota, Metazoa, Hemichordata, Enteropneusta, Harrimaniidae.